AUGUGCAGCUCUCGCCGUGAUGAGCCCUCUGGCUCGACCAAUGUUCAUGGUCGUGAGGUUCUCCCCACCAAUGUCAAGCCAGUCCACUACGACUUGACCCUGGAGCCAGACUUCAAGACAUUCAAGUACAACGGUACAGUCACGAUUGACCUCCAGGUCAACGAAGACACGGACUUCAUCUCCCUCAACACCAACGAAAUCGAGAUUCACACCGCCUCUGUCCACCAUAAGGGAGCUGUCAUCGAGUCCAAGGGCGACGUUGUAAUCAACCAUGAUACUCAAGUCGCAACGGUUCAGCUGAAGGAGUCCCUGUCAGCCGGCGCCGAUGCUAAGCUCACCCUCACAUUCACCGGUAUUCUGAAUGAUAACAUGGCCGGCUUCUACCGAUCAUCCUUCCAGGAGAAUGGCAAGACCGAAUACAUUGCGUCAACACAGAUGGAGCCCACAGAUUGUCGUCGUGCGUUCCCAUGCUUUGACGAGCCCGCUCUCAAGGCCAAGUUUACAGUUACCUUGAUUGCCGACAAGGACAUGACCUGUCUCAGCAACAUGGACGUCGCUUCUGAGACCGAAGUCCAGAACGGUGCCAAAAAGGCUGUCAAGUUCAACACCUCGCCUCUCAUGUCCACCUACUUGGUUGCGUUCAUCGUGGGUCGCCUCAAGUAUGUCGAGACCCAGAACUUCCGCGUUCCCAUUCGUGUGUACGCUACGCCUGAUCAAGAUAUUGAGCACGGUCGUUUCUCCCUCGAGCUUGCCGCUAGAACCCUGGCUUUCUACGAGAAGGCGUUUGACAACGAAUUCCCCCUCCCCAAGAUGGACAUGGUCGCCGUGCCCGACUUCAGCGCCGGUGCUAUGGAGAACUGGGGUCUGAUCACCUACCGUAUCGUUGACCUGCUGCUGGAUGAAAAGACCAGCGGUGCCUCACGCAAGGAGCGAAUCGCCGAGACCGUGCAGCACGAAUUGGCUCACCAAUGGUUCGGUAACUUGGUGACCAUGGACUUCUGGGACGGUCUCUGGUUGAACGAGGGCUUUGCUACCUGGAUGUCGUGGUAUUCUUGCAAUGAAUUCUACCCGGAGUGGAAGGUGUGGCAGACCUACGUCAUUGACAACCUGCAGAGCGCACUGUCCCUUGACUCCCUCCGCUCCUCUCACCCUAUCGAGGUGCCCGUCAAACGUGCGGACGAGGUCAACCAGAUCUUCGACGCCAUCUCAUACUCCAAGGGUUCUUCCGUGUUGCGCAUGAUUUCAAAGUACCUCGGUGAAGAUGUCUUCCUCCAGGGUGUCCGCGCUUACAUCAAGAAGCACGCUUAUGGCAACACGGAGACCGGUGACCUUUGGUCCGCUCUGGCAGACGCCAGUGGCAAGCCUGUCGAGUCUGUCAUGGAUAUCUGGACGAAGAAUGUCGGUUUCCCUGUCAUCAGUGUGACGGAAAACCCGUCAUCUUCCUCUAUCCACCUGAAGCAGAACCGCUUCCUGCGUACCGGUGAUGUUCGUGCUGAGGAAGACCAGACCAUUUACCCUUGCAUGCUGGGUCUGCGCACCAAGGAUGGCGUUGACGAGAACACUAUGUUGACUGAGCGGGAAGCGGAGUUCAAGGUGCCUGAUCUGGACUUUUUCAAGGUCAACGCGGAUCACUCGGGCAUUUACCGUACCUCGUACUCUCCUGAGCGUCUCACCAAGCUUGGACAGGCUGCGAAGAAGGGACUUUUGACCACCGAGGACCGUGCCGGUCUGAUUGCGGACUCUGGUGCUCUGGCUUCCUCUGGCUAUCAGAAGACCUCCGGUCUGCUGUCCCUGCUCAAGGGCUUGGACAGCGAGACCGAGUUCAUUGUCUGGAAUGAGAUGCUGACCCGCAUUGGCGCUCUCCGCAGCUCUUGGAUCUUUGAGGACCAGGAGACCAAGGAUGCUCUGAAGAAGUUCCAGCGUGAGCUUGUGUCAGCCAAGACCCACGAGCUGGGCUGGGAGUUCUCUGAGAACGAUGGCCACAUCCUGCAGCAGCUCAAGGCCCUCCUGUUUGGCUGUGCCGGUUCCGCCGGCGACCCUGUUGUGAUCAAGGCUGCCCAGGACAUGUUCGCCCGCUUCGCCGCUGGGGAUCACUCCGCCAUUCACCCCAACAUUCGUGGCAAUGUGUUCUCCAUUGUCCUCAAGCACGGCGGUGCCAAGGAAUACGAUGUCAUCCUGAAGCGCUUCCGUGAAGCCCCCACCUCCGAUGAGAAGACCACUGCUCUGCGCUGCCUUGGUGUGGCUGAGGAUCCCGCUCUUGUGCAGCGCACUCUUGCCAUGGCUAUGGGCGAUGAAGUCCGUAGCCAGGAUAUUUUCAUGCCUUUGGCCGGUCUCCGCGGCCAUGUAACUGGUAUUGAAGCCCGCUGGACCUGGCUCAAGGAGAACUGGGAUGCUAUCUACAAACGCCUGCCUCCCUCACUGGGCAUGCUUGGCUCUGUGGUUCAAAUUUCCGCGUCUUCCUUUAGCACCGAGGCUCAGUUGAAGGAGGUCAAAGACUUCUUCGGCUCCAAGGAUACCAAGGGCUAUGACCGUGCCGUUUCCCAGAGUCUGGAUGCCAUCCAGGCCAAGGUUAACUGGCUGCAGCGUGACCGUGAGGAUGUCAAGACCUGGUUGAAGAACAACCAGUAUCUUCAGGGCAAGCUCUGA
Molecule: messenger RNA, 2646 nt
Organism: Penicillium diatomitis
Lineage: Eukaryota; Fungi; Ascomycota; Eurotiomycetes; Eurotiales; Aspergillaceae
Product: M1 family metallopeptidase
Exons: 3
Coding region: 1-2646 (881 amino acids)
Biological process (GO): proteolysis; peptide catabolic process
Cellular component (GO): cytoplasm
Molecular function (GO): metalloaminopeptidase activity; zinc ion binding; peptide binding
Source: RefSeq, a predicted model, not a curated record